Molecule: messenger RNA, 734 nt
Organism: Talaromyces proteolyticus
Lineage: Eukaryota; Fungi; Ascomycota; Eurotiomycetes; Eurotiales; Trichocomaceae
Exons: 3
Coding region: 68-664 (198 amino acids)
Source: RefSeq, a predicted model, not a curated record
CUCAAUUCAACGUCGCUGCUAAUCAUUUCCAUUAAUCAACCCCCACCAUAGCCAAUUAUUCGGAAAAAUGGCGACACCACAAGAAAAAGCAGAAGCCCUCGUCAGCGUCCUUGAAAAAUACGGACAAGGAGAUUACAUCGGCGAAUCCAUCAGCCAGCUUGAACAUUCCUUACAAGCAGCUCACCAAGCUCAAAGAUCCGGUAGUCGCGACGAACUCGUUCUUGCAGCUCUCUUACAUGAUAUCGGCCAGAUAAUUCCUUUAGAAGAAACGAAAGAAGUGCGCAUGAACCUGAGUCAAGAGAGUACCGAAAAUGUCGGACGCAUCGGCCAUGAAAUUAUUGGCGCGCAGUAUUUGCGCUCUAUAGGAUUCAGUGAGAUUGUCUGCCGACUAGUUAACAGCCAUGUCGCAGCGAAAAGAUAUUUAACCGCCGUGAAUAAAUCAUAUUAUGACUCUCUUUCAACUGCAUCGCAGAAAUCUCUAGCCUUCCAGGGUGGUCCGUUCCAAGGGCACGAGCUUACAGCCUUUGAACAGGACCCGCUCCGUGACGAGAUGGUUUCGCUAAGGCUGUGGGAUGAUGCCGCCAAAGUCGUUGGUGUUGAGGAUAGUACGCCGCGUGCAAGGGCUUAUUUGGAUACGAUGGUGGCGCACUUGGGUAGAUUGUAAAUCUAUUGUAUUUUACUAUGUAUACCUUGCUGAAAGGGGAUGUUACUAAAGUAUAAAUUCACUUGUGCCG